Aspergillus puulaauensis is the source of this 393-nucleotide messenger RNA. RefSeq lists its product as uncharacterized. The coding region runs from base 1 to 393 and encodes 130 amino acids. The record is from RefSeq and is a predicted model, not a curated record. The transcript is spliced from 2 exons. NCBI's taxonomy places the organism in Eukaryota, Fungi, Ascomycota, Eurotiomycetes, Eurotiales, Aspergillaceae.
AUGGCCCGACGGACGGUCAGUGAAGGCCCCGAGAGAAAUGCAAUGGAGCUGCCAAAAUACCCUGGCUCUUGUGCCUCGCGCGAGCAGCCUCCUCCCUACAUAGAUGUCGAUCUUGAGCAGCAGCACAGCACCGAUCCACCUGGGUACCAGAACGGGUCCCCCACGCGCGACUCCAACCGUAAUGAGGCUAGCGAGUCCAAUAUUUGCCUGGGGGUGUGGAGAAUGGAGAGGCCGACACGGCGCACUUGGAAGAGACCGUGCAGCCGGUUUGAGUGGGAGGUGCUGGGUGGCUUCUCUAUUCUUUUUCUCCUCGUCGGUGGCGUACUUGUUUACUACAUAUAUGCUGAUUACCCACGGCUGUUCCACAAGUCUCACGGCAAAGGCAAGGCAUAG